GGAGGGCUUUGAGUUUGUCAUAAAAAGGAUAAUAGUUGAUGUUAAUAUAGUAUAUGUCAACGAAUAGAAUAGAAGAGCUUGAGAAGAUGUCAGAUUGACUUCUCUCGAGCUGCAUGAUAAAAUCUUCAAAAUCCAAAAACCAUAAACCUAGCCCACAAAAUUUUCAAACCCCUCCAAGUCCUCCCAGUCGACAUCAAAAUCCUCUAAAUGACACCAAAACUACACCUCCUAAAUCUUUCAAAAAUUCGCCAUCAACUCAAAAUGACUCCCCAAAAUCUCCCUCAAAAAUGAGCCAAAAACAAAAUUUCCCGAUUUCCUCUGCUAAUUCCUCCACUUUUUACCAAAAUCAUCAGAACUCACUUAAAUUUGUGAAUUUACAAAAGUUUCAAAAUUAUCAAAAUUUGCAAAGCUUACAAAAUUUUGCAAGCUUUCCAAAUCAGAGUGAUUUUGGCUCAACUUGAAAUUUUCAGCAGAAUUUGAGUAUUGAGAAUUUUCUGAAUCCUCAAAGUAAUGGCCAAGAGCAGUUCCAGUGGAAUCAUCAAAGAUAUAUUGACUUCUCAACUCAAGAUGACCGAGCAUCUGAUGAUUGUAAAGAUUCUUCCAGUGCACAAGAAGCUGAUAGUAAAGAAGAAAGUUCUCAAUCUCAAAGUGAAGUUGAGGCAAAAUAUGGAAAAUGAUGUCAAGGAUGAACUCAACUUCAUGGUGAUGCUAAUAGAACCUGAAUUUGCCAAGUCCCAGCCAAUUAUAGAUUUAAGAAAAUUGGGCCUGAGGGAUGUAAUCUCUGUGGCUGUCAAGGGUGCUCCAAAGAACUUGAAGGAAAGUUUCAUGCAAAGCAAAAGCCUAAGAAUGUCUCCAAAACUACCCCUGAAGAGAAGAGCCCUCCUCCUCAGCUUAUUCCAGACUGGAACACUAAGAAGCUUGAGUUUACGAACCUCCUGAAACUCUUUAUGCAGUGAGAGAGCUCUAAAGCAGGUGUGGGUAUCCCUCAAAGAAGCUAUAGCUACAUCAUGGGUAAGCCUGAGAAUGAGAAUUCAAACGCAAAUGACUACUCUCUCGAAGUUGGAAAUGACAGUUAUAUAAACCAGAAUCCAAACUGGAAAAAGACUAAAGAUAGUAAGAAAAACCUGAAACCUCAGAAGAAAAAUCUUGACAACGAUGAGGUUAAGAACAAAGGAGAGACUAAGAAAAAGUCCAAGGUGGAAUAUCUGAACCUUCCUUUACUUGGUACAAGGAUAGAGAUUAAGAGAGAAGAUAAAAAUAGAGAAAAACCACAAAAUAAGAAAGAACAGCAGUCCCAAGAGAAGUUGAGCAAUGAGAAUCAAGAAAAAUUAAAACAAGAGACUCAAGAGAAGUUAGAUCAAAAGCCUAAAGAGGAGCUGAAGCAAGAGUCUCAAGAAAAUAUUGAGAUGAAACCUCAAGAAAUGACUCAAGAGAAGCCUGAGAUAAAUACCCAAGAAAAAGUAAAAGAAAAGACAGAAGAAAAGAUGGAAGAAAAGAUAGGAGAGAAAACAGAAGAAAAAUGCGAAGUGAAUCUUAGCACUAACCUUGAGAUAAAGCCUCUUAAUGAAAUCUCAAAGGAGAUAAAUAAAGACUCAGAAAUUACAAAGCCUUUUCCUCAAGCUAUUCUUGAGAGAUCAAGCAGGCUAAAGAAAGUUUUGCGUUCUAUGAGCUCAGCUCCAUCUAAUCCCUCCCUCUCUGAUCCAACUUCUACUCCUCUCCCAGGAGCCCAAAAUGCCUCCGAGGAGACUCUAAACCAGGCUGAAGAAUCUAAAAUUCCUUCCCCUCCUUCAGCAGGUCCAACAAUUCUAAAAACCUCUCCUCAGUUCGUCCAAAACACUGACCAAAAAGAAGUGAAAUUUGGAAAUUCUGAAGUAAUCGAGUAUUCAAAUGAAUAUUCUAAUUCUGAUAAUAAUGCUAGUUAA
Moneuplotes crassus is the source of this 1922-nucleotide messenger RNA. The record is from the annotation of a GenBank genome assembly. NCBI's taxonomy places the organism in Eukaryota, Ciliophora, Spirotrichea, Euplotida, Euplotidae.